GGCGGCGGCGGCGGCGGCGGCGCGUGUUGAUAAGGGGCGGGCGGCGGCGGCGGCGGCCGCAGAGGCGCGGAGCGGCGCGCAGCGAGGCGGCCCCCACGCGCCGGGCACGCUCCCGGCGGGGGGAGCGGGCAGCGCUCGCCCUCCGCGUCCUCACGCGCUUCUUCUUUUUUUUUUUUUUUUUUUUUUUUUUUUUUGCGCUUUCCUUUCGCAUUUUGAUCCUUUUGCAGUUUUAUUCGCCUUUUGCAUUUUUUCUUUUGCUGCUUUUUUCCCCUCCCUUCUCCGCCGUGGCCGCGCGGCGAUGAACGGCGGCGCCCUGCAGCCGCCGCCCGCCGCCCCCCUGCCCGCCCCCCGCGGCGGCCGGCGCCGGCCCGCCUCGCCCGAGCUGCUGCGCUGCAAGCGCCGCCUGGCCUUCGCCGCGCUGCCGGCGCCGGGCCACGGACCGGGACCGGGACCGGGACCGGGACCCGGGGGGGCGGCGGCGGCGGCGGUGGCGCGGCGCAACGAGCGGGAGCGGAACCGCGUGCGGCUGGUGAACCUGGGCUUCGCGGCGCUGCGGCAGCACGUCCCGCACGGCGCCGCCAGCAAGAAGAUGAGCAAGGUGGAGACGCUGCGCUCCGCCGUCGAGUACAUCCGCGCCCUGCAGCGCCUCCUCGCCGAGCACGACGCCGCCGCCGCCGCCGCCGCCUUCCCCCCGGCCCGCGCCGCCGCCGGCUACUCGUCGGCGUCGCCCUCCUUCGGCUCCUCGGCGCCCGGCUCGCCCUGCUCCUCCGAGGAGAGCGGCUGCGAGGCGGCGCUCAGCCCCGACGAGCGGGACCUGCUGGACCUCACCGGCUGGCUCGGCGCCUACUGACCCCGCGGCGGCGGCACCGGGACCCGCGGCGCCUCCGCGGCGCCCCCUCGGCCCUGCAGCCGGGGCUGGGGAGCUUCCCAACGCCGGACAAAUCCCGACUGAUGCCCGACUCGACCUGCCUGGGGGAAACGAAGACUUAUUUUUGUACCGCACACUUUUUUCCCCCUCCUUCUGAAAUAAGAGAAAAGGGGUGAGGAGGGAGCACUGCCCUCGCCCGCCCGGGACGCCUCGGGAGGGCGCGCGGGUUGGGGAGAAGCUCUCUGCAGCGCUCUGCUAAAGGACUGUAAAGCUGUCUCGGGUCUCACUGCGGUGUCCAAGUUUGCCUGGUGUGAAGGUGCACGUCUCUGAAAACUGAAGUCUUUUUUUUUUUUUUUUUUAAUGUAUUGAAGGCAUUUUUGUAUGCACUUGCUAGGAUUUCAUAAGUUGUACAUAUGCGGUUUUUAAGAGAGUAUCAUAUUUUAUGUAAAUGGACUUUAUAAAUAAAAAUCUAUUUAUAAACGGC
Dromaius novaehollandiae (emu) is the source of this 1352-nucleotide messenger RNA. RefSeq names its product achaete-scute family bHLH transcription factor 2 (gene ASCL2). The transcript has a single exon. The coding region runs from base 299 to 850 and encodes 183 amino acids. Gene Ontology annotation, molecular function: RNA polymerase II transcription regulatory region sequence-specific DNA binding; protein dimerization activity; DNA-binding transcription factor activity, RNA polymerase II-specific. The record is from RefSeq and is a predicted model, not a curated record. Gene Ontology annotation, biological process: developmental process; regulation of transcription by RNA polymerase II. Lineage: Eukaryota; Metazoa; Chordata; Aves; Casuariiformes; Dromaiidae.